Messenger RNA from Meloidogyne enterolobii, 2301 nucleotides. The record is from the annotation of a GenBank genome assembly. Lineage: Eukaryota; Metazoa; Nematoda; Chromadorea; Rhabditida; Meloidogynidae.
AAUUACUUAAAUUCCUUUAAUUUAAAAUAUACCAAAAGAAAAAUGAUAGCCCCUUCAGUUACAACAGUCAUUCCAGCAACCUUUUCUUCAAAUAAUGGCGGGGCUUUCUUUUUACAUGGAGACCUAUUAACCCAAAAUCAUAUUGGAGGAACAGAAAUAGAAAAUAAUUUUGAAGAAAAUAUUAAAAAAGAAGGAAAAGAAGGGGAAGAAGAAGGGGAAAUAAAUAAUAAUCGAGAACAACAAUUACAUAGACGUUGUGCUCUUAUUCCUGACGAGAAGGGAAUGUUGGGGGGAGAAUCGGAUAGGGAGGAUGAUGAAAAUGAAGAGGAAAACUUUGAAAAUGAAGAAAAUAAUUAUGGAGAAUAUAGGGAAGGGUCUAGUAAUGGAUGUUGUAAUAAUGUUAUUAUUGUACCUCAUGUACAUGUAACGACAGAUGAUAAUUUUAAUAAUAAUGGAAAGAGGAGAAGAAGUGAAAGACAACAAUCCCCACAAUUACAUUAUUUUAAUAGAGCGGUAACUGCAAAUGGAACUGGACUUUUAGCUGAUUUGCAACGUGCAACACUUGCUGCCCCUCAUUUCUAUGCCGAAAAUUCCGGAAAUGAGUGUCGACCUAAAAGGUCCUCUUGGAUAUUACGAAGAUUGUACGAAUGGUCUCAUCGUGCAAAAUCUCGAGAAAUGGUUAAACAUGUUCAUGCAGCUUUAGGGGCUACUUCGAAUGAUAAUUCUGGUUCUGUAUCUCCAUCACCCCAUCAUUCAACUGGCACAGACAGUGAAAGUGGGGAGGGAGGGAGUAGUGAAUCUGAGACAUAUUUUGAGAAUUUAAUGAAUAUUCAAUGGGAAGAAAUGUUUAAUUCUUCAGAAACAACCAAUUUAAAUGAACAACUUAAUGAGAGAGAUAAACGGCGUUUAAAGGCUGUUUGGGAAUUAUUUCACAGUGAAUUAAUUUUUUUAACGAGACAAUUGUUGGUUUUGAGGAAUGUUUACAAAGAACCUUUAAAAAGAUGUCAAGUAGAGGGUUGCCUUUUAAGUGUAGAGCCUGAUCUUCUUUUUGGAAAUUUGGAACAAUUAAUUAGAGUAAGGGAGGGGGGGAGAGAGAGAGGAGGAUGUAAAAAAUUUAUUUUCCCUUUAAAGAUUAGUCGUCGAUUUUGUCGUUCAUUUAUUUCCCUUCUCCGAGAUGUCAAAAAUGACGGCCCUCCAUUUAAUAAAACAACACAAAUGAUUGUACAAUUAUUUAAAAGAUUUUCUAAAGGCCCUUCCACAAUUUCUGCAUAUCAGGCUUACUGUAUUAAUUAUAAAGCAACAAUUGAAUAUUUGGGAACAAUUAGACAAAAAGAUGAACGUUUUGUUGAUUUUGAAAGAAUUUGUGUGACUGACCCUCGUUGUGAACGUUUACAAUUAGAAGAUUUAUUAAUUUCUCCUUUACAACGAAUUACUCGUUUACCUAUUUUAUUAAGAGAAAUUCUAAAACAUACAGAACUUCAACAAGAUAGACAAAGCCUCGAAAAAGUUUUGGAACAAAUGAAUGAAAAUUUAAGAACAAUAGAUGAUAGUGUUCAAUGGUUACAUAAUUUUGAACGUCUCCAACAACUUCAACGACAAAUUGUUUGGCCUUCAGUUACCGAAAUUGAACCUAAAGCUUUUAUUCCUGAUUUUCUAAAAAAUGCAGUUUCAAAACAAUUUUGUGAAAAUUUUGUUGCCCAUCCUCGAAGAAAAUUGUUACACGAAGGGUAUUUGGAAUUUAUUGAAAAUGGACGAAAUUCUGAUUGUUAUUGUUUUUUAUUUAAUGAUAUGUUUUUAGUUACGAAAGUAAAGAAAGUUGCUUCUAAAUCGAAGAGAAAUAGCAACAGCGGCCUAACUUCGUCCAUUUCCUCAGGCACAGCCAGUAAUGCAAAUGGGCUUUUAAAUGGAAAUAAAAUUUUUAUUGUCCAUCGACAGCCACUCCCUUUAGAUUCUUGUGUUUUUUGUGAUACUGAAUCCCAAAUUGAUAUUCAAACACAGCAACAACAAAAUGGGGUUACUUCUCUAAACAAUUCAUUUGUUGUUAUGCACCUUACUCGAUACUAUCAACUAUUAAAUAUUUAUACAUUACAAGCUUCUAACAAAAAAGAGAAAGAAAUUUGGCUCGAAAAGUUCCAAGAGGGAAUUGAAAAUUAUGAAUGUAUUCAAUUAAAAGAUGCCCUAAGAUCUACCCCUUUGUAUCACAGCCUAAGUUUGAGGCGUUCUUCUAGUGGGAGAUCGCAUUGCAGCACAAAUAGCAGUGGAGUAGUUAACCAGCAUAAUGAAAAAAGUCCUGAUUUGUAG